AUGUCCGCCGAAAAGGUCUACCGGGAGGUGCCCCACGAGGAGGAGGAGGUCGAGAGCCUCGCGGGAAGCCUCAACACGGAGAACACAGAAAACACAGAACGGGCGGCGUCGACGUCGAGAUGGAGGCGGAUGAGGGUCGGCGACGAGACUCCGUGCAAAGAAAAGGCCCGCCGGCUGGUGGCGAGGUAUUGGCCGUGGGCAGCUCACGGAGUGCUCCUGACGACGUCCAUCACCUUCUUCGCGCUGGCCUUCUGCCUGCGCUACGGCAACGCGACGAAAGACGAUACCUUUGUCACCAAGAAGUACUCUUCUUACUCCCCCGCCGCGGAUGUGGUCAAGUACCACACCGAGAGAUACGACCUCCUGCCCAUCGUGAACUCACCCUUCGUCGGUGCCGGGUACGAAGUUGACCGUGCAUGGGACCACAUCACCAACAAUGUCGGCGACCAGAUGAUCUCGCACGCCGAGCUCACCCGGCUUGGCCUGGACCCCAAGUCCAUCAAGAUCACCAACGCCGUCACCGGCGAGGAGGGCUACCGCAUCGGCCUCGAGGUCUUCCACCAGCUCCACUGCCUCAACCUGCUCCGCCAGUCUUCCUACCCCGAGUACUACAACCGGACGGAGGUCGGCGGCGACGUCCCCGUCGGCCACAAGGAUCUUCGAGGACAUCUCGACCACUGCAUCGAGGCGCUCCGUAUGAACCUCAUGUGCCAGUCCGACAUUGGCGUCUUCACCUUCAAGAUGUACCCCGAACUGCCCGUCGAGGGCCACUGGCCCGACUUCAGCACCCUGCACACGUGCCGCAACUUCGAUGACAUCCGCAACUGGGCCAUGGUCAACUCGGUGACGUUUGAGAACGAGGAAUAG
Colletotrichum karsti is the source of this 867-nucleotide messenger RNA. RefSeq lists its product as uncharacterized. Lineage: Eukaryota; Fungi; Ascomycota; Sordariomycetes; Glomerellales; Glomerellaceae. The record is from RefSeq and is a predicted model, not a curated record. The coding region runs from base 1 to 867 and encodes 288 amino acids. The transcript is spliced from 4 exons. Gene Ontology annotation, biological process: mycotoxin biosynthetic process.